Acanthosepion pharaonis is the source of this 1419-nucleotide messenger RNA. Lineage: Eukaryota; Metazoa; Mollusca; Cephalopoda; Sepiida; Sepiidae. The record is from the annotation of a GenBank genome assembly.
AUGUCUUCACGAGCCCAGCACAAGCGUUUGGUCCUUGUUACAACACUACCAAUAUUUUCUCAUUCUGUUCAUCUAUCUAUCUAUCUAUCUAUCUAUCUAUCUAUCUAUCUAUUCUAUUCUCAUUUUGUUCAUCUAUCUACCUAUCUAUCUAUCAUUCUGUUCAUCUGUCUAUUUAUCUAUCUUUCUUCAUUCUGGCCAUCUAUCUAUCUAUCUAUCUAUUCUAUUCUAUUCUAUUCUCAUUUUGUUCAUCUAUCUACCUAUCUAUCUAUCAUUCUGUUCAUCUGUCUAUUUAUCUAUCUUUCUUCAUUCUGGCCAUCUAUCUAUCUAUCUAUCUAUUCUAUUCUAUUCUCAUUUUGUUCAUCUAUCUACCUAUCUAUCUAUCAUUCUGUUCAUCUGUCUAUUUAUCUAUCUUUCUUCAUUCUGGCCAUCUAUCUAUUCUAUUCUAUUCUAUUCUCAUUUUGUUCAUCUAUCUACCUAUCUAUCUAUCAUUCUGUUCAUCUGUCUAUUUAUCUAUCUUUCUUCAUUCUGGCCAUCUAUCUAUCUAUCUAUCUAUUCUAUUCUAUUCUAUUCUCAUUUUGUUCAUCUAUCUACCUAUCUAUCUAUCAUUCUGUUCAUCUGUCUAUUUAUCUAUCUUUCUUCAUUCUGGCCAUCUAUCUAUCUAUCUAUCUAUCUAUUCUAUUCUAUUCUAUUCUCAUUUUGUUCAUCUAUCUACCUAUCUAUCUAUCAUUCUGUUCAUCUAUCUUUCUUCAUUCUGGCCAUCUAUCUAUCUAUCUAUCUAUUCUAUUCUAUUCUAUUCUCAUUUUGUUCAUCUAUCUACCUAUCUAUCUAUCAUUCUGUUCAUCUGUCUAUUUAUCUAUCUUUCUUCAUUCUGGCCAUCUAUCUAUCUAUCUAUCUAUCUAUUCUAUUCUAUUCUAUUCUCAUUUUGUUCAUCUAUCUACCUAUCUAUCUAUCAUUCAGUUCAUCUGUCUAUUUAUCUAUCGUUCUUCAUUCUGGCCAUCUAUCUAUCUAUCUAUCUAUUCUAUUCUAUUCUAUUCUAUUCUAUUCUCAUUUUGUUCAUCUAUCUACCUAUCUAUCUAUCAUUCUGUUCAUCUGUCUAUUUAUCUAUCUUUCUUCAUUCUGGCCAUCUAUCUAUUCUAUUCUAUUCUAUUCUCAUUUUGUUCAUCUAUCUACCUAUCUAUCUAUCAUUCUGUUCAUCUGUCUAUUUAUCUAUCUUUCUUCAUUCUGGCCAUCUAUCUAUCUAUCUAUCUAUUCUAUUCUAUUCUAUUCUCAUUUUGUUCAUCUAUCUACCUAUCUAUCUAUCAUUCUGUUCAUCUGUCUAUUUAUCUAUCUUUCUUCAUUCUGGCCAUCUAUCUAUCUAUCUAUCUAUCUAUCUAUCUAUCUAUCUAUCUAUCUAUUAUAUACCGUAUCUAUGAACACUAA